AUGGAUAGAAAAAGGAAAAUAUUAUCUUUACUAGGGUCUUUUAAUUAUUUCAAGAAAAAUUUGAGCUUUUAAGCAGCUGUAAACUAAAUUUAUUAUUAUUACUAGGGUCUUUUCUUAUUCACUUGGUAGAUGCUAGGUAGGUGUUAGGGACUUUAUAUAUUACUGGGAAUAUUAGUGGAUACAUAGCAUCUUAUUUAAGGGAGCACGAACAUUCUGUUACCAUCCAGGACAUCAAUAUUUUAUUUACUUUACAAGUGACUGCAAGCACUAUGACAAAUUUCCUUGGCUCCUGAAUUGCCCAACAAUAUUCUCCUUAUAUGUAAAUAUUAUUCAGAUCUAUAAUAAUUGGAAAUUCUCUUUUGGUACUCGGGAUAUUUGCAAGCUCAUUUUGCAAAGACUUAGUAAGCUUCAGCAUUACAUAUGGGUUUAUGUUUGGCCUAGGCUGCGGGUUGUCAUAUACAACUCCUCUAAUUAUAGGCUGGAGUCACUUCCCUAAUUCAAAAGGAAAGGUAAGUGGAGUCAUAGUUGGAGGUUUUGGGUUGGGAGCAGCAAUUUAUAAUCAAAUUGCUACGAAAAUAGUAAACCCAAACAACGAAAAAGCUAAUAUAAAAGUUAAAGAUGAUGGAACAACAAACCAUUAUUUUGAUAGCAGCAUUGCUGAUGGAGUUCCUGCUAUGCUCAGGUGACUUUCUCUUUGCUAUUUAAUUAUGAGCGUCGUUGGAAUUUUAUUGCUUGCACCUAUAAUAAAACAAAAUAAGGCUGAAAAGGACGAUUAUUCAUGUCCAAAUGUAAAAGAAGGAAUAAAGUCACACAAAUUUAUAAUGCUUUUUAUAGCAAGCAUAUGCUCUACCGGUAAUUUUAGAUCUAGCUUCGGGAUAUUAUGUAGCGGGAUCAUAUAAAAGUUUUGGAAAUGAAAAAAUCGGUGAUGACGAUUUUUUGUCAAUUGUAGGGUCAGUUAGUUCAGUAUUCAAUGGAAGUUUUCGAUAUAUAUGAGCAUAUUUGAUGGACAGAUCAAACUUUAGGUUAGCAUAUGGAAUUUUGUUAGUAAUCCAAAUCAUUAUGAUGGCAACACUAUAUUAUUCGGCAUAUGAUUGGUUUAAACCUUAAUAGUAUAAGACCAUUAUGCUAAUUUAAAUUAAAGAAAACUAUAUAAUUGAUUGUGCUUAAUAAAAUAUAGAAUAUAUAAGCUCAGUUGAAGCAUUGUUUUUUAUCUGAAUUUGUGUAAUUAUGAUGUGUGAAGGCGGCCAUUUUUCCUUAUUCCCUACUGUUAUGGCGAAGCUUUUUGGUAGAAAGUAAUGGAUAUUUAGUAUGGGAGCCAAAAUUUUUGGAAUAUUUUUUUUCAGUUUUGGCUUUGCGACGAUUGUGAUAUUUUUAACUCAACUUUAUAUCGUGCCUUCUUUAGGCUAUCAAGCAAUGUUUUGGAUUUUAACCUGCUUGUCAGGUGUUUCUUUUGUAAUUAAUUGGAAAUUCCAAGAAGUCUCACCAUGGAAACCUAUUAUAGAAGAAAAAGAGUUUGCUUUAACUGUCACAGAGCCUAAUUAA
Molecule: messenger RNA, 1542 nt
Organism: Blepharisma stoltei
Lineage: Eukaryota; Ciliophora; Heterotrichea; Heterotrichida; Blepharismidae
Source: the annotation of a GenBank genome assembly